AUACAGUUUUCUGUUCCCAAAACUAGAAUCUGUUGUAAACAGAGUGGACUACGUUUUGUAGACUUUAACAUUUGCCAAAGUUGUAAAAAAAUGCAUUGUUUAGAAGGAACGCAAAGACGAAUUUAGUUAUUGCACACGCGCACUUCACCGAGUAGGGUUCCCUAACAUGAAUAUGCAGAUAUCUGCUAGAACCGGCGAAUAGGAUCUCAUCUCAAUAUGACUCAUUUGUUCCCAUUGCAAAUGGCAGGCCCUGGUCUAUCUUGGUUUAGUUAAAGAAAUAUUUGCCCCAUUGCCUUUUGGGGGCGUUCGACCUGGUUAUCAUGUGAUUUCACAAAAACGAGUGACGUUUGGAAAACACAAGUGACCGGAAGAAUUACUAGUAUUCACAGCACGGUCAGACUGUUUAUGUGUUUACAUGUCUAUUUUCUCUUCUGCUUUUACCCACGGCGGGAAAUAUCACGUUCUUUGAAAGGGAUUCAUCAAGGAAGGCAUAUCUUCAGAACAUUGACCAACAAUGGACCAGUCCUCUCGAUAAUUUUUUUAAAGGUUUUAGGAAUAACAAGAUAUGAAAUAUUUCCUUCUAACUAUUUACUUGAUGUUGCAGUGUUUUUAUGCCCUGUGUACCCUCCCUGCUCCGGUCAAUGUUACCAUCGAUUCUCUCAACUUCCACCAUGUUCUCCGCUGGAUCCCUGGGCCAGGCACACCACCCGGGACCAUGUACAAGAUCUUACACAGAGAAAACAACAUGACCCUACAGCUACAGCAUCAAACCAACAUGACAAAUCAGAAGCUGGAUCUGAAGUACCCCAAAGAAGAAUACAGAUUGUGUGUUCAGGCUUCCCACGAGCUCUUAGAGUCGCCCCUGACCGUGAUCACCUUCACCCCCUACACACAGACUGUUAUUGGUCCUCCGACAUUGUCUUUGGAUGGAUGUGGCAAUUGUCUGGUAAUCAACAUCACACUGCCUGAGAUGGAAACCAUUCAAAAUGUCUAUGGGAGCACCGUAUCCUUUCAGAUCGACUGGAAGAGAGCAGGAGAGACUCGGAUCAAAGAGACCCGUACAACUCAUUUAAGUUAUAUGCUGGAGAACUUGAAGGUGGGCGCAGAGUACUGUGUGAGGGUGCAUACGAUGAUCACCACCAACCAAAAAACACAGCUUUCUGAGUGGAAGUGUGCACACACCAGUAUUGUGGAGGCUAACAGAGUGCACCUUGGAUUGGGGUAUAACCAUGACUUGUCCCCCCCAGUCCCUGCUGUUGUAGCUGGGGUGUCGGUUCUCCUCAUUGUGAGUGGGGCAGGCCUGAUGGUUCUCAUGUUUGUCUUGUUCUACACGGGGUUCUUGUGCAAGUUGAAGACCCACCUGCCUAGAUCACUGACUGACCUGGUUGAGGGCUACCUAGUCACCCCAGAGAGAACAGUUCCUGACCUGGUCUCCAUAUCCUCUGAGCCAGAGCAACAAGGGAAGGCCCUCACAACAAAAGCACACCACAACAGAGAGAACUCAAACCGAGCAGGGGAGGAAGAGGAGGAGGAGGAGGAUGAAGAGAAGGAGGGGGGAAACGGCACGGUCUACAUGGACCGCGAUGCGGGGCUCUCCUUUGAUAGCAGCUCCAGCACCAUACAGUCCCAGGAAGCAUCAGGGGCUAAUGUUGCCCUUCUUAACGUAGCAGGGCAUUCUGGGGGGUUGAGUUUUGAGACAGCAGCUGAGGAGGAAGAGGAAGUUCCUGUGGGUGUGGUGGUGCUUGGAGGUCAGGGUCAGAGCGAGGUCAAAGGUGAACUAACGAAGGUCAUUUCCAGCCUAGACGGAGAUCAACCCAGACCUCUGGGACUUGUAGGGUUGGGUGGAGAGGAGGAGAAAGAGAUGAGGGAGGUGGAGAAAGAGAUGAGGGAGGAGACCUCUGGUAACGUCAAUCUGUUCUCUGUGACUCUGGGGGCUUUAAAGAGGGAGGAGGAGGAGGAGCAUGAGACAGAUGUUUUAUUAGGCUGUUCCAAACAGGAGCAGAAGCCUCUACUUCCCAUAGACUCCUUACAGAGGACAUUAGGACUGGACAGCAUGGGAUCACAGGGUGAGAUACAGGAAGAUACAGGCCUAGUACUGACACCGUCACGGGCAGACUGCACACACAAAUACUUUGAAUAUUCAGAUAGACAUGCUGUCAGCUGUACAAAGACAUACUCUGACUGCCUGGUAACGCACACUGGCACUGUGCAGUCUCACAAUGAGACAGAGGAAGAGGAAGAAGAAGACUUCUCAGGCUAUAUGGGACAUUGAUGCGUGCGUGCGUAGCGUGGUUCAUUCUGCGUUGUGUACUUUUAAUUAGGACGCUGCCACAACUGAAGGUCUGCUAGUUGAAUUAUUUUGAUUUGCCCUGCACAUGAAGAGACAACACACAUUGUGUUAACCCUUGGCGCAGUCCUAGCUCUCAGACACCUGCACAUGAAGAGACAACACACAUUAUGUUAACCCUUGGCACAGUCAUAGCUCUCAGGCACCUUGCUAGCCGAAGGUCAGGCAAAGGAGAACAAUAAGGGGGUAUGGAAAUACAGAUAACCCGCGACAGGCCAAACCAAAAUAUACAACAUUUAUUAUCAAAUUAUUAACAUCCCCUCUAGACCUGGCCUAUUUGAAUUGGUCCUUGUGUGCAACUUGGUGCAUAAUCUAGGGGAACAACAUCGCACUGCUACACAUGCGUUCCGUGUAGGCCUACAGUGUAAGUGUUUUAGCCGAUAAUUGCACAGCUAUUCCACUUGGUUGGAUAUGCCUUCUAUCACGUCCAUUCCUUCCCAAAUAUUGUCUUCUGUUGAGAAUGUGUGUAAAACAAAGGUAUUCACACUUUCCCGAUCCUCACCCCAAAACGGAUGACAGCCUUAAAAUGUCUCUACGUGUUAUCAGGAUUCUGUUCAUUCAGAUACACUUAAUUUUUGAAAUGAUCUUUCUCAAAAACGUUUGUAUAUUGUCAAAUACUAUAGCAUGUACUAUUCAUUUGUAUUUUUUUUUGUUAUUUGGUGACAUUAAUGCAGUUCCUCCAGCCCGACUUUGAAUACCACUGAUGUGUCCGUUUCAUUCAUUGUAAUGUACGUGCAAUUUUAUGAAAGAAGAAUUAGAGCUCAAUGAUCAAAUCGUGACCCGGUUUUUGUGUAGAAUGUGUGUUUUUUAGGCUAUUGUUUCUAAAAGUUAUUAUGUGGGAAAUUCCUUGAUACGUCGAGACUUGUAUGUCAUGUUAAAGUACACUGCUCUCUAAAAAAAAGAAAUGCUUAGUGUGAAACAAUGUCCCCCAGGAAAAGCCAAUCCGUUCUUAUAAAGAUCUGUGGAUGGUUGCUCAACAUUGUCGUCAUUUCCAGCAGCAGCGUUGUUAUGCCGCGUUCAAAACAACUGGGAACUCGGAAAAAUACGAGGUCGAUGAUCUUCAUGUGAGAAAAUCUGAUCUCUAGAAAGAGGCCCGGGUUUCCGAUUUGGAAUUCCGAGUUGGAUGACGGUUCGAAAUGAUUUUCCCAACCGUAACUCGUUUUUUAACGCCUGUAAAUCGGAGAUUUCCGAGUUCCCAGUUGAUUUGAACGCGGCAAAAACCUUUUUGUAUUUCUACAAGCUGGCAAGGCAGCAGUUACGGAAAGCACCCCAAUUGUGGCAGAGGACUGGCUCUUCUUGUUUGACUUUCUGUUGCCAACCAGGCAGAAAUGUCAUCUCAUAACGGUAGCUAUGUUUUAUUGUAAUUGCAUUAUGCUUGGCGUUAUCAAAGGAUAUCCACUGUUUGGCCUAGGCUUUGUUAGCGAGAAGCUAACGGACUCGUGGUAUUAGUGGAACCGACAGCUAACUGUUGUUUUACUAGCGGUUAUCGUGUUUUGUUCUUACUAUCUCUCUGCACGUUUAGUUUGGGUAAUGUUGAUGUAGCUAGUUGGCAGGGGUGUAAAAAAGACUAAGUACCACUUAACGUUACCCCCAUAAAACUACUUAUCUGCUUUACUAUUUUUUAUUUUUUGACAACUUUU
Messenger RNA from Oncorhynchus mykiss (rainbow trout), 3987 nucleotides. NCBI's taxonomy places the organism in Eukaryota, Metazoa, Chordata, Actinopteri, Salmoniformes, Salmonidae. The record is from RefSeq and is a predicted model, not a curated record.